AUGUGGGAUUUGCAGGAACGCAUCCGCAACCACAAGUAUCGGAGCCUGGGAGACCUGGAGAAAGAUGUCAAUCUGCUGUGUCAUAAUGCUCAGACAUUCAACUUGGAAGGAUCACAGAUUUAUGAAGAUUCCAUUGUUCUUCAGUCAGUGUUCAAAAGUGCCAGACAGAAGAUCGCUAAAGAAGAGGAAAGUGAGGAGGAAAGCAAUGAUGAUGACGAUGAUGAUGAAGAUGAGGAGUCAGGGUCUGAAACGAAGUCCGUCAGAGUUAAAAUAAAGCUUGGUCGAAAGGACAGUGACAGAAGUCGUGAGAAAGGGAAAAGCAAGAAGCGUCUAAGUCGUGCUAAAAUUAAGCCAGUCGUGAGCGAUGAUGAUAGCGAUGACGACCAAGAAGAUAAUGACCAGUCAGACGGCAGUGGCAGUGACGAUGAGUGAUUUUAUAUAUUUAAAAAAAAUGAAUUGCUUCAUGGACAAAUCUUACUUUCAGCAACUUUCAAAUGUUUUGUUGCACAGCCAUCCAUAAAUUCCUUCCUCUUCUAUCCCGCCUCCACCUCCCAAUUUGCCCUUUUUCUGAAAAGUAAAUCUGUUAGUAAAACAGUAUAAUCUUUAGUUUAGUUUUAUGUAGGCAUGAUUGCAGUUAAACAAAAUAAUAAUUUUGUAAGUAUACAUAUGUUUGCAUCAUAUAUUUGCUUUAUGCUUGUUGAAUAGAAUAAAAAGGCUUUUUGAAUUGUUAUCAGUUUAUAUAUACAUCAAACAUGCCAUAGCUUUUUCUUUUCGCUUUCCUAAAGAUUAAUAUCCUGACAGCUUUAAACUUGACCGUUACGAUUCAAGUGAAAAUAUGUCAUUAUGCACAUCCCCUUUUUAGUUCAUUUUAUUUGAAAACAUUGUUUUGCAACCAGUGCUGGUAAUGAGCUUUUCCUUAAGUGUACUUAAUUCUUGCUUUCUUUGCACAAUGUCUUUGGUGUAACUGAUUGCCCAAGGCAAAUAAAAUCCAAUUCAGUUGUAAA
Messenger RNA from Callorhinchus milii (elephant shark), 1004 nucleotides. Its product is annotated as probable global transcription activator SNF2L2. The transcript is spliced from 4 exons. Gene Ontology annotation, cellular component: RSC-type complex. Bases 1 to 432 code for a protein of 143 amino acids. NCBI's taxonomy places the organism in Eukaryota, Metazoa, Chordata, Chondrichthyes, Chimaeriformes, Callorhinchidae. Gene Ontology annotation, biological process: chromatin remodeling. Gene Ontology annotation, molecular function: protein binding. The record is from RefSeq and is a predicted model, not a curated record.